Messenger RNA from Phycodurus eques (leafy seadragon), 5757 nucleotides. RefSeq names its product tubulin-specific chaperone cofactor E-like protein. The coding region runs from base 150 to 1439 and encodes 429 amino acids. NCBI's taxonomy places the organism in Eukaryota, Metazoa, Chordata, Actinopteri, Syngnathiformes, Syngnathidae. The record is from RefSeq and is a predicted model, not a curated record. Gene Ontology annotation, biological process: mRNA splicing, via spliceosome; protein folding. The transcript is spliced from 10 exons. Gene Ontology annotation, molecular function: alpha-tubulin binding; U2 snRNA binding.
UUCCGGGAUACUGGGACGAGUCAAAGACAGCUGGAAUGUCGUCAUCAAGCGACGCUGAAAGUGCUUGUUAAAGUAGCAGAAAAAGACUGAGCAGCGAAAGAGGUCAAAUCGAAGGGAACAUUUCUUCAGGGGAGACUGUUCAGAAGACAAUGGAGUCACCAGUGUGCAAGGAUGGCCGAACAUUUGUCGAGGUGAUCAAUGAAAAGUACAGUCCGGAGAACUUUCCGUGCCGUCGAGGGCUUGGCAUAGGGGUAGUGGUGGUGCCCACUGCAUCUCCCCAAGGUUCCCCCAUGAAAGACCGUCUGAACUUGCCCAGUGUGCUGGUGUUGAAUGGAUGUGGAAUCAGCAGGGCAGGAGACCAGAGUGAAAUUGCUGCCUUCUGUGCCCAUGUCAUGGAGCUGGACCUGUCCCAUAACAAGCUGCAGGACUGGCAUGAGAUCAGUAAAAUUGUGUCAAACAUCCCCAAUCUGGAUUUCCUUAAUCUGAGCUCCAACCCGCUAGCAGGGAUGACCCUUGAGCCACAGUGUGCUGAAGCCUUUUCUCGGGUCCGACGCCUCGUCCUUAACAACACCCAAGUGUCCUGGGACACUGUGAUGCUGCUCACCCGUGAGAUACCCGAGCUCGAAGAGUUGUUCCUGUGCCUUAAUGAGUACAGUUGCGUGCGAGCCACCAGCGUGGCCUGCCCCAGCCUCCGCCUGCUUCACAUCACAGACAACAGCCUACACGACUGGGCCGAAGUCCGCAAGUUUGGAUCCAUGUUUCCUAGCCUGGACACUCUGGUCAUGGCUAACAACAACUUAGCAUCAAUACAGGACAACCAGGAUAUCCUACAACGGCUCUUCCCCAAUCUUCGCAGCAUCAACCUCCACAACUCAGGUCUUAAUCAAUGGGAAGACAUUGAGAAGCUGAACUUCUUUCCCAAGCUGGAGGAAGUGCGAUUACAAGGCAUCCCCCUACUGCAGACGUACACCAAUGUAGAGCGGCGCAGCUUGAUGAUAGCACAACUUCCCUCCAUAUCCCUGCUGAAUGGCAGUGUUGUAACUGAAAGUGAGAGAGAAGAUGCCGAGAGGUUUUUUAUCCGUUACUACUUGCACUGUCCUGAGGAAGAGCUGCCUCACACAUACCAUUGUCUGAUAAACAAGUAUGGGAAGUUGGAACCUCUGGCCGAGAUCGACCUGCGACCACGUUGCCAUGCUCAAGUUGAGGUUCACUGUGAAGAAAAAGUGGAACAGCUCAACAUCCGUUUAGACCAGACAGUGGCCGAGCUGAAGAAGCAGCUGACGUCAGUGGUGCAGCUGUCUACCAACAGGAUGAGGCUGUAUUAUAUCGACAAGAACAGCGCUUUUGGCCCGGACGAACUCAAGUACAACACGCGAGCACUUCACUCCUACAAUAUCCAAGAUGGUGAUGAGAUUCUUGUUGUGCCCAAGACGAAGUGAACCGCUGGCUGCCAGCUGGUCAUUUUCUUUACCGAAUGAUUAAUUGGCUUAGUUGUGGAUUGGUUAGCUGACUUUGGAAAACGAUUAUAAUGUGUAUAUCUCAUAGCUCUAGAGCCUGUGUGAUAAAAUGAAGAGUAAAAACGAAGAUGAGCUUCAUCCCGAUGUCUCAACACUGGACCGCAGUGUGCUGCUGGGUUGCCACUGGUCUUUUACUGUAAUUAGCUUUAGUUUAUGGCAUCCACUGAGAUGCAGCAAGUGGAGGACUGAUCAAGAGAGAAAACAUGUAGGCACCACAAAGCUUCCAAUGGGAUGGUACUGCUGCACCUUUAUCUCUGCAUGAAUGCACCAUAACUGCAUUGACAAGUGAGCAACAACACUUGCUUGGCCAAUUGUAGCAAAAGCUACAUCGGACCAUCAAGAGGCAGUGCUGCUAAGUGGAACCAGUAAGCGUUGAGAACGGCAUCAUUUGUAAUCUUCAUUUCCCAACGGCGUCUUAUAGACAUCUUCUAGAUUCAUUUUGUUCUUCAGUUGUGUUUAUUUAAAGCAGAUGGCACAAACCCAUGUUAUAUCAUACUCCAAAACUACUUGACCUUUUUAGAGCCAUAACUGUGUUAAGAAUGAGGGAAAAAAUAUAUAAGAAUUUAGAUGGAUGGAUCCCGUUUGUAGAUAGUACAUUUCCUUUACAGUGCCUUGAAAAAGUAUUCAUACCCCUUGAGCUUUUUCACGAUGUGACCUCACCAUCAUAAAGUUGAAUGCAUCUUGUUGAGAUUUUAUGUGAUAGACCAACAUAAAGUAGCACAUAAUUGUGAGGUGCAAUGAAAAUGCUAUACGAUUUUCAAAAUGUUAAGCACGUAUACACUUGAAAAGAGUGAUGUGCUUUUGUAUUCAGCCCCCUGUACAUUGAUAACCCCUAAAUACAAAAGACCCUUGCAGCUUAAACGCAGCGAAAGGUGGCUCUACAAAGUAUUGACGCAGGGGGGGUUGAAUACAAACGCACACCACAUUUUUUAACCUUUUUAUUUGCUUAAACUAUAGCAUUUCCAUUCCACUUUACAAUUGUGUGCUACUUUGUUGGUCAAUCACAUAAAAUCUCAAUUUUUUAAAAAAAAUUACGUUUGUGGUUGUAAGCUGGCAAAAUGUGAAAUAGUUCAAGAGGUACGAAUACUUUCUCAAGUCACUGUAGUCUAAGAAUUAUCCACAGUGAUCUUUGAUAAGCUAAAACAAAACUGUUUUCACAUCUUUGUUUUUGAAAAAGCAAUCAAUAUGCAAAUAUUAAAAAUUAAAUGUUUAAGCAUUUAGCAACAUGACACUAACUGUUAUUUUGUUUGUCCACUAAAGGCUUCAUAAAUCACUGAGUGUAUCUUUUACAUGAUUCCUGUAAAGUUUCAUAUACAACCCCAAUUCCAAUGAAGUUUGGACUUUGUGUUAAACAUAAAUAAAAACAGAACACAAUGAUUUGCAAAUCGUGUUCAACCUAUAUUUAAUUGAAUACACUACAAAGACAAGAUAUUUAAUGUUCAAACUGAUAAACCUUUAUUAUUUUAGCAAAUAAUCAUUAACUUAGAAUUUUAUGACUGCAACACGUUCCAAAAAAGCUGCGACAGGUGGUAAAAAAAGACUGAGAAAGUUGAGGAAUGCUCAUCAAACACCUGUUUGGAACAUCCCACAGGUGAACCGGCUAAUUGGGAACAGGUGCGUGCCAUAAUUGGGUAUAAGCUCCUUAGCUUCAGUCAUUGCCAAGCAAAGAUGGGGUGAGGUUCACCUCUUUAUGAACAAGUGCAUGAGAAAAUAGUCGAACAGUUUAAGGACAAUGUUCCUCAACGUACAAUUGCAAGGAAUUUAGGGAUUUCAUCAUCUACGGUCCAUAAUGUCAUCAAAAGGUUCAGAGAAUCUGGCGAAAUCACUGCAUGUAAGCGGCAAGGCCGAAAACCAACAUUGAAUGCCCGUGACUUGGGAUCCCUCAGGUGGUACUGCAUCAAAAACUGACAUCAAUGUGUAAAGGAUAUCACCACAUAGGCUCAGGAACACUUCAGAAAACCAAUGGUAGUAAAUAGUUAGGCGCUACAUCCGUAAGUGCAACUUGAAACUCUACUAUGCAAAGCAAAAGCCAUUUAUCAACAGGCCCAGAGAAGCCGGCGGCGUUUCUGGGCCCGAGCUCAUCUGAGAUGGACUGAUGCAAAGUGGAAAAAGUGUUCUGUGGUCCGACGAGUCCACAUUUCAAAUUGUUUUUGGAAAUUGUGGACGUCGUGUCCUCCGGGCCAAUGAGGAAGAGAACCAUCCGGACUGUUAAGGACACAAAGUUCAAAAGCCAGCAUCUGUGAUGUAUGGGGCUGUGUUAGUGCCAAUGGCAUGGGUAACUUAUACAUCUGUGAAGGCACCAUUAAUGCUGCAAGGUACAUACAGGUUUUGGAGAGACAUAUGCUGCCAUCCAAGUAACAUAUUUUUCAUGGACACCCUGCUUAUUUCAGUAAGACAAUGGCAAACCACAUUCUACACAUGUUACAACAGCGUGGCUUCGUAGUAAAAGAGUGCGGGUACUAGACUGGCCUGCCUGCAGUCAAGACCUGUCUCCCAUUGAAAAUGUGUGGUGCAUUAUGAAGCGUAAAAUACGACAACGUAGACCCCGGACUGUUGAACAGCUGAAGCUGUACAUCGAGCAAGAAUGGGAAAGAAUUCCACCGACAAAGCUUCAACAAUUAGUGUCCUCAGUUCCUAAACAUUGAUUUUUGUUAAAAGGAAAGGUGAUGUAACACAGUGGUAAACAUGCCAUGGCCCUGUGGCUCAGUUGGUCGAGUCAGUCAUCCACUGACCAAACAAUUAGCAGUUUAAGUCCCAGCUCUGACUGUCUGCUAUUUAAGCAUCCUUGGGCAAGACACUGAACCUUAACAUGCCUCCAGGUUGGCAUUGUAAAUGAGAAGCUGUUCUCAGUGGCCCUACCUGGUUAAACAAAGUAAACAUGCCCCUGUCCCAGCUUUUUUGGAACGUGUUUCAGGUAUCAAAUUCAAAAUGAGUCAAUAUUACCUAAAAAUAAAUAAAUUAUUUUUUAAAAAUUAAAGUUUAUCAUUUCCAACAUUAGAUGUAUUCUUGUUGUAGUGUGUUCAAUAGAAUAUAGGUUGAAAUGCAUUUGGGAAUCAUUAUAUUCUGUUUUUAUUUACGUUUUACACAACGUAAAUAAAAACGUUCCAUCUUCAUUGGAAUUGAAUGAAGAUGGAAUUGGGGUUUGUACAUAUAAAAAAAAGUACACACUCUACUUAAGUACAAAAGUAAAAAUUAAUUUUGACUGUCAAUUAUAUACAUACCUGUUUUGAUAGCUUGGCACAAACAAACAAAAAACUCUGCACGCACGCUCCUUGUACUGCUGGUACUAAGACAGAUAUUGUUGGCUUAGGCCUUAAUGCCAUAUGGCAUGUUCUCAUAGCUUUGCUAAUAUUGUAAAAGACAAAACAAAUGCUAGUCACCCUAAUGAUAAAAAGUGAAAAAUACACCCUAAUUGUAUGUUUUCAUUGAUUUAUUUUUUGUAAUUAUUAUUUAUUUUAUUCUCUUAAAUAAGGCAAAGAAUGUGGUCUUGCUUCUCCAAAUCUGCUGCAUCGUCGUCGUUAAUGCGCCAACUGCUUUACGUUCGUCCAUGUUGCUGCUGUUCAUGGUUUUUUAGCCUUCCAAGUCUUCAAGAUUGCAGUCAAUCAAAAUCUUAAUCAUGGUUGACUUUUUGACUUUUUUCAUGUCAACUGUAGAGGUUGAAAAAAUGUAAAGCCUAUUUUGACAAAGCAGUCUCUUUUCAAAUAGAGGGAGUAAAACUAAAAAGUCGUCAGACAAAACAUUCAAAGUACAUAUACCUUAAAAAUCUACUUAAGUACGGUAACAAAGUAUUUGUACUUUAUUACUUCCCUUCAAUGGCAUUUAUUUUUCAUAAUUGUAUAAAUUAAUCUAUUAAUCUAUUUAUUUAUUUUUUUGGUAGUGUAUUAUACCCCACAGUAUCCAAUGAUCCUUGCUUUAAACAGUAACUUAUUAAGCUUACAUAGUAUUUAUUGAUAACACCACUGCUGUACUUGAAUAUCAGGAAAUGUAAUUAAUUAAGCUAAAGUAUAAUGACAUAGCACUUGCUUGUUCCUGCACAGUGAGUCCAACACGUAAGUGCUGCAUCAACAUCUAAGUGUACACCCAAGUGUGAAGUUGUUGUGUGUUAAUCAGUGAGAGGUUAGUCUGAAGUGCACAAAUAUUUUCUGGGUGGAUGUCUUUUACAUCACGCAUGUUUAUUGGUUUGCAAGGAAAGUUUGAGUAGUGUGUCUGCUGAAUAAACUUGACCAAAAGUUUUGUAUUA